Messenger RNA from Diaporthe citri, 582 nucleotides. RefSeq lists its product as uncharacterized. Bases 1 to 582 code for a protein of 193 amino acids. NCBI's taxonomy places the organism in Eukaryota, Fungi, Ascomycota, Sordariomycetes, Diaporthales, Diaporthaceae. The record is from RefSeq and is a predicted model, not a curated record. The transcript has a single exon.
AUGCCACUCUUUUCUUGCGCAUUGGUACCUCCUGCAAUUGCCAAAGCCCAGGACGACAAACAAGACCUCACGAUCGUUUACCACAAGGCCAACUCGGACGUCACUGUGGAAGUCCUCUCUGGUGGAAACCUGGUGGGACAGUCCUGUUCAUCUUCUCUCAGCUCGGGUGCUUUCGAGAAGCUGCCAAUCAUCUUUGACGUAAACGAGCGUGCCAGCGGCAACCUCACCGUUGGUUCCUCCACCUACCUGAAUCACGUGGAUGCCAACUACUCCGGCGAUAUCGUCUGUGCUCGCAUGUUCAACCAUGCUGAAGCUGCCGCGUCCUGCACUGUCGCGGUGCCUGCGAACCUCCCAAUGCAACCAUUGAGCAAGUCCAACAUCUCUGAGUGCAUCUCAGAUCACCGCAAUCGCCUUGCAAAGUUCUUGCGAGCAUCCAUGAAUCCUCCCGGGGGCUCAACGGAUGCAGGCCAGGCCGAGAUGAUUAUAGACCCCCGCCCCAACAACCACACUGCAAACCGAAGGGGAAGACUGAACGUUUCGGCGAUGGUGAUCCUCAUCAAAACUAUUACCUUCUUCAGAUGA